Orcinus orca (killer whale) is the source of this 522-nucleotide messenger RNA. RefSeq names its product translation initiation factor IF-2-like. The record is from RefSeq and is a predicted model, not a curated record. Lineage: Eukaryota; Metazoa; Chordata; Mammalia; Artiodactyla; Delphinidae. The transcript has a single exon. Bases 1 to 522 code for a protein of 173 amino acids.
AUGACGGGCCAGCGAGCCCCGAGACCCCUCCCCCUGCCCCGGCCCCCACCCCGCCGCCCGCGCCCGCGGUUGCCUGCGCCCGGACAGGAAAGCGCGGCGGGCCGACCCGACUUGCCGAAAGGGCCUGAGGCGGGGGGCGCCCGGGUCCCAGGGCCCUGGGGAAGGACCCCCAGCCGCAGGCCGCCCCAAGUGCAAAGCAUUGACACGGUCCAGAGAGGAGAGGGGGCGCCCUCCUUCUCCCGCGCCCGGCGGCCCGGCAGCUCUGGCCCGCGCCCCAGCUUGGCCUCCGACCCCGCUCCCGGCCGUGGCGCCGCCCGGGCCCCUGCACUCCGGAGGGAGGCUGCGGGUGCUGGAAAGAGAGGCCGGUGGGCGGGCGAGUCGGGAGGCGCUGGCUGCCGAGGUCCCGGAGCGGAACCCAGGUGGCGGGAGCCGGUGAGUGGAGCCGUGGCAGAGCCCUGGAGGGGCCGGCGUGGGCGGGAGCGGGACGCGGCCUUUCACUCGGGAAACGCGGGGACCCCUUAG